AUGGAAUCCCGCACGAGUUUCUUGGUGCGACUGCUCCUACUGGCACUGCUGCCCCUCAGCUUCGCCCUCAAAUUCGACAUCCAGGCGCAUCCCGGAGCAGAGUCGGCGAGCAAGGAACGCUGCAUUCGUAACUUUGUCGCAAAGGACCAGCUUGUCGUCGUGACGGCAACCAUCAGCGGACACAGAGGAGAUGGCCAGGUCUUGAACCUGCACGAUGCCGUCGGCAACGACUACCACAGGCCUCGCGACGUCGCCGGCGAAGGUCGCUACGCUUUCACCUCUCACGCCGAUUCCGCCUUUGACGUCUGCUUCGAGAACAUCUUGACCUCAAACACCGGAGUCCCGAACCCCAGCCGUCACGUUGAACUCGACAUCGACAUUGGCGCCGAUGCAAAGGACUGGUCUGCCAUUCAAGCCGGCGAGAAGCUUCAGCCCGUCGAGACGGAGUUGCGCAGAAUUGAAGAGAUGGUUGCCGAGGUUGUCUCCGAGUUGGAUUACCUUCGUAUUCGCGAGCAGAAGUUGAGAGAUACCAAUGAGAGCACCAACGAGCGUGUUAAGUGGUUCGCUUUUGGCACCAUGGGUAUGCUGGUCGGUCUGGGCGCAUGGCAGAUUGUCUACCUGCGUGCUUACUUCAGAUCCAAGCACCUCAUCUAG
Aureobasidium uvarum is the source of this 654-nucleotide messenger RNA. Lineage: Eukaryota; Fungi; Ascomycota; Dothideomycetes; Dothideales; Saccotheciaceae. The record is from the annotation of a GenBank genome assembly.